Molecule: messenger RNA, 998 nt
Organism: Mytilus californianus (California mussel)
Lineage: Eukaryota; Metazoa; Mollusca; Bivalvia; Mytilida; Mytilidae
Exons: 9
Coding region: 76-858 (260 amino acids)
Molecular function (GO): oxidoreductase activity
Source: RefSeq, a predicted model, not a curated record
CGUUAUCUAGAUUAGGGCCAAGGUAAUCUUUUUUAGAUCUUUUGUAUUAUCUGGGAUAAUUUCUGACGGUAAAACAUGGCUAACUUCAGAGAAAAAGUUGUCCUUGUAACAGGAGCAAGUUCUGGCAUAGGAGAAGCCACCGCUAUAAAGUUAGCAGAACAUGGUGCAAGAUUAUUUCUAGUGGCUCUUGAAGAGGACAAAUUGCAAAAUGUACAACAAAAAUGCAUGGAAAAGGGUUUAGUGAAAGAAAAUAUAGCAUAUUGCAGUGGUGACUUAUCUCAAUCUGCCUUCAGGGAAGAAAUUGUAAAGAUCCUGAUACAGAAAUUUGGAAGAUUGGAUAUAUUGGCUGAUAUUGCAGGCUAUGUUAUGUUUUCAAAUGUAAGUAACACUAAGGAAGAGGAUUACGACAGAUUCGUCAAUGUGAACCAGAAGGCGAAAUUAUUCAUGGCACAGCUAUGCUUACCCUAUCUCAAAGAAACAAAAGGUAAUAUAAUCUUCAUGUCAAGUAUCAGAUCCACAAUACCGCAACCGGACAUAGUAGUUUACUGCAUGGCAAAAGUAGCUAUUGAUAUGCUUACAAAAUGUCUAGCCAAAGAAUUAGGUCCUCACGGUGUUAGAGUGAAUGCUAUCAAUCCUGGCUUCAUUGAUGAUACCAAUAUUCUUCGUAAUAGUGCUUUGAAGGCUACAGAUGAAGACCAAAAGAAGUAUGCAGACGAGUCAGCAAAACAAGCACACCUAAAAAGGGCCGGAAAACUAGAAGACGUUGUAUCCCUCUUACUCUUUUUGGCGUCAGAUGAAGCAUCAUACAUUACCGGGAAUAUCAACAUUAUCGAUGGUGGAUUUCAAUUAUACCCUUGAACAAUAGUCUACCAAAUCGAUCUAAUACAAUUCGGACGUCAGACUUCUAGUUUAAUUAACAGUCAUAAUAUUUUUUGCCAGUAUUUUGGCAUUCCCUAAUUAAAAGAUGCAUCAUUUUUAAAAUAAAGUUUGGAAUGGGA